Messenger RNA from Nycticebus coucang (slow loris), 2436 nucleotides. It is a transcript of the gene IL1A, whose product is annotated as interleukin 1 alpha. Gene Ontology annotation, cellular component: extracellular region. The record is from RefSeq and is a predicted model, not a curated record. Lineage: Eukaryota; Metazoa; Chordata; Mammalia; Primates; Lorisidae. The transcript is spliced from 6 exons. Gene Ontology annotation, molecular function: interleukin-1 receptor binding; cytokine activity. Bases 117 to 947 code for a protein of 276 amino acids. Gene Ontology annotation, biological process: positive regulation of immature T cell proliferation in thymus; inflammatory response; positive regulation of gene expression.
GUCAUUCAAUGAAAUUUCUCAAGAAGCACAAAGUGGGGGUGUCUCUCCUUGCAGGCAUCUGAUUCAGAGGCUGGCUCAGCAGACAGCCACUGGUGUUCUCCGUUACAGAAGAUAAGAUGGCCAGAGUUCCGGACCUGUUUGAAGACUACUACAGUGAAAAUGAAGAAUACAGUUCUACCUUUGACCAGCUCUGUCUGAAUCAGAAAUCCUUCUAUGAUGCAAGCCAUGGCUCACAUCAUAAAGACUGCGUGGAUCAAUUUAUGUGUCUCAGUGCCUCUGAAACCUCUAAGGGAUCAGGGUAUACCGUCAAGGAGAGUGUGGUGGUGGUAACAGCCAAGGGGAAAGUUCUGAAGAAGAGACGGUUCAGUUUAAAUCAACCCAUCACUGAUGAUGACCUGGAGGCCAUUUCACAUGACAGAGAAGAAGAAAUCAUCCAGCCCACGUCAGUACAGCCCAUAUCAGUACAGCCCAGGUCAGUACCUAUCAAUUUCAUGAGCAAUGUGAAAUACAGAUUUAUGAGGAUCAUCAAACACCAAUUCAUCCUGAAUGAUGCCCUCAAUCAAAGUGUAAUUCAAGAUAACUCUCAUCAGUACCUCACCACUGCUGCACUAAAUAAUCUGGAUGAUGCAGUGAAGUUUGACAUGGGUGCUUAUAAGUCAGCAGAGGAUUCUAAAUUGCCUGUGACUCUAAGAAUCUCAAAUACUCGACUGUAUGUGAGUGCCCAAGAUGAAGACCAGCCAGUGUUGCUGAAGGAGAUGCCUGAGACACCCAAAAUCAUCACAGAUGGUGAGACCAACCUCCUCUUCUUCUGGGAAACUUUUGGCACUAAGAACUACUUCACCUCGGUUGCCCAACCAACAUUGUAUCUCGCCACAAAGCAAGAUAAUCUGGUGCACUUGGCAAAGGGGCCACCGUCUACCACUGACUUUCAGAUACUGGAAACCUAGGCUUAGCUUUUAGUCUACUCACUUACCAAGUAGUGACAGACUGUAUGUACCAUGUACAUGAAGAAGUCAAAUCCUUUACUCUUAGUCAUUUGCUGAGUAUGUGCUUAGCCUUUGUAAUUCUAAAUGAAUUUUUUCCCUCUUUGUAAGAGAGGAACAAGGUCUAGUGGAACCAACAUUAAUGCAAUGUUGUUUGUUACUUAAAGAACACCCUAUACUUUGCACGGUACCAAUCAUUUUAAUUAUUAUUCUUCAUAACAAUCUUAGGAAAACCAGUGCUACUGACUAUGCUUACAAAAAGACUACCCAUAACACAGAUGGGCUGACUGAGGCAUAAGAAAACUAUAAAAUAAAUGCACAUGGUAGCAGUUGGAAUGAGAAGGCACAAACCUAGGAUUCUUUUUUUUUUCUUUCCUGAGGCUGAGUCUCAGUUGUCCUGAUAUUGAGUGCCCUAGCGUUAUUACUCACAGCAACCUCAAACUCUUGGGCUCAAGUGAUCCUCUUGUCUCAGCCUCCAAAGUAGCUGGACCUAUAGGCACCAGCCACAACACCCAGCUAUUUUUAGAGACGGGGUCUCACUCUUGCUCAGGCAGGUCUUGAACUCAUGUACUCAAGCGAUCCACCAGCUUCGGCCUCCCAGAGUACUGGGAUUACAGGCAUGAGCCAACAUGCCCGGCCUGCCACAAACCUGGGAUUUCAUUCCAACCAUUUGCCUUCUGCUGAUGGGCCUUUAAUCAAAUGGUAUGAGUUUCUAGGACCUUGAUUUUAUCAUUUUCAAACUGGAGGGAAUAAUACCUACAUCCUUGUUGUGUCAAUAUUUUUUUAUACCUAUCAGUGAGAUCAUUGUGGUCAAACACUUCUUGAAGCUAAGCCUCAAAAAGGAGGCAAAUGUUAUUUUUAAUUAUUAUUUAUGUAUAUGUGUAUUUAUAAAUAUAUAUUGAAGAUAACUAUAACAUUAUUAUAUUUAUGGCAGCUCCUUGCAUCCUCUGAGUGUGACCAGACAUCCUCAACAAGAGCAGACAGUGUUUGCCAGGCUGAGUGAGUUUCAUUUAGUUAGCAAAAGGGCACUUUGUUCCAAGUGAUGAUUUUUCCAUAUCAUGAAACUCAGAAUUGUAGUACUUGGGGACCCUAUAAUAAUGAUAAUAAAUUUACCUCAAUUACUUUAUUUGUUUGAAAAUUGGGCCAGUCUGUGACUCUUUUGUCCUUAUACUUGCCUUGACAUUCUUGUGUCUGUCAAUUGCAACUGAAAUCAAGUCCCACCAGCUAAAAUGAGAUGAACUCAACUUUGGCAGCCAUGAGACCAAUGUAAUCAAUGAUUCGUCUAGGUUCCAAAAUUUGUGAUCAAACCAUCGUGAUACAUUAUUAUCAACUAUCAUGAUUGAUACAUUAUUGUCCAUCAUAAUCGAACAAAACAACAAAAGUGAUCUGACACAUAGUUAUUUGUUAUCUUAAUCGUGAUUUUAUUUCAUGGUAAUUAAAGACUAAUGAUAAA